This is a messenger RNA of Diuraphis noxia (Russian wheat aphid), 1035 nucleotides long. It is a transcript of the gene Arl8, whose product is annotated as ADP-ribosylation factor-like protein 8. Gene Ontology annotation, biological process: protein transport; anterograde axonal transport. NCBI's taxonomy places the organism in Eukaryota, Metazoa, Arthropoda, Insecta, Hemiptera, Aphididae. The record is from RefSeq and is a predicted model, not a curated record. Gene Ontology annotation, cellular component: lysosomal membrane. Gene Ontology annotation, molecular function: GTP binding; GTPase activity.
AUUUGAUUACUUAAUGCCUUUGUACCUAUUGGUGAUUAUUACAAAUAUACAAAGUAUUUAGUAUUUACCAGAUUCCUAAACUAUACGUUAGUGUUAGAACUUGAUUUUUAUUAUAAAGUUCGGGCUCUACCUUAAACGUAAUCAUCAAUAUUAACCAAUAAAAAGUUCAAAAAMAUCAAUUCAAAAUGAUGACCCUAAUAAAUCGGAUACUUGAUUGGAUUAAGAGUAAAUUUUGGACUGAAGAAAUGGAACUCACUCUCGUUGGGCUACAAUGUUCUGGCAAAACUACGUUUGUUCACGUAAUUGCAUCGGGACAAUUUAAUCAAGAUAUGAUACCAACAGUUGGCUUCAAUAUGCGAAAAGUGACAAAAAAUAAUGUCACUAUAAAAAUAUGGGAUAUUGGUGGUCAACCACGUUUCCGAUCUAUGUGGGAGAGGUAUUGCCGAGGAGUUAAUGCAAUUGUUUAUAUGGUGGAUGCAGCCGACACUGAUAAAUUAGAAGCUUCAAGAAAUGAACUUCACAAUUUAAUAGAUAAACCACAAUUAGCAGGUAUACCUGUCUUAGUUUUGGGUAACAAGAGAGAUUUGCCAAAUGCUCUAGAUGAAGUUGAACUGAUUGACAGGAUGAAUUUAAAUGCAAUUCAAGAUCGAGAAAUAUGUUGCUAUUCAAUAUCUUGCAAAGAACAAGAAAACAUUGAUAUUACUUUGCAAUGGUUGAUUAGCCAUUCAAAAUCUAAUCGUCAAUCAUCAACGUAAAAUUAUCAUUGGAUAAAUUUCAUAUCUAGCACUGAAUUUGUGCUAAAAUAUUGAAUCUUUUCUAGAUUUAAUUUUUUGUUUAAGGCUGAUCCACCUUUUUAAUUUUCUUUUACCCAAUAUAGAUAAAUUAAUGCCAUUUUAAUCAAUGCACUCCUGGUUAUAAUACAGCAACUAAAUAUAGAAAUUAUUAUAUUAUUAUAGAAAAUUAUAUUUUUGGAUCAAACCUCAGUUUAUAUGUCAUACUAUUUACAUUAAUUGAUAAUAUGGGUCUUAUUACUUU